AUGGAUAGGCUGUUAAUUCUGACGCUCCUCACCGGACUGGGCUGCAAGGAUGGGCCCAUAUUCCUCCAGCACCUGGGAGGAGUAGGCCAAGUACGGUCCCAGGAUCCAACGCAAGCCGACUUCUCAGGCGGCGACGCCGGGCCAUACGCCUGGGAUGAGUCGCCCGCAAUGGGUGCAAGUGCGAACGAGGAAUCGAACAACGUCUUACAAUCGACUCAGGGCUUCGCUCCGAUGACUUCUGGCGACAUGUCUCCCGAAUGGAACGCUCCGAGUGAUCAUUUGACGGACGUCGCCUACGGCGAGCCAAUCCAAGAUGAUGUCCCCUUGUCGCAACCACUCGUGACAGGCCCAAUGACGCAACCAAUCGCGACAGGCCCAAUGACGCAACCACUCGCGACAGGCCCAAUGACGCAACCACUCGCGACAGGCCCAAUGACGCAACCACUCGCGACAGGCCCGAACGUGCAAGAAGUCGCGCCAGGCCCAAUCAUGCAGCCCCUUGGCCCAGAUGGCGGCUCUGUGCGACCCAAUCCUCCGGUGGGCGUGCCCGUGCAGCCUGCUGGACAAGCCCCGGCACCCGUGCAGCCCCCCACCCAGACUGGCCACCCCGUGCAACCCGCGCCGAUUGACUCGCCCAUGACCAUGUCAGCUCUGGCGAGCCCGUCCGCGCCUGCACUCGCUGCAAGAAAUUUAUAUUUGCGGCCGAUGUACGGCGCUCCUCGAGGUUCUCUCGUUCCCCGUGCGCUGGCCGGGCGACAGUUCCGGCAGGAUGCUCCCCGAGGGCAAUCACUGAGCGCGCGUUGCGGGCACUACACUACGACCACAGCGCGUCCGACUCACCCGCCGCCACCACCACCACCACCUCCGCCGCCUCCCCCACCGCCGCCUCCACCGCCGCACCCGGGCGCAUGGGCGAAUGCGAAAGCUGAGGCGUCGGCGAACGCGGGAGCCUACGGCUAUGGUCCCUACGGCGGUUGGGGAGGCGCUUCCGCCUCUGCCAAGGCUCAAGCCGAAGCAGGGGCCUACGGCUACGGUCCGUAUUACGGUUACCGAGGCGCUUACGGCCGGUCAAUCUCACCGAGGAGCUCCUUGUAUCCACGUUCAGCGUACAAUCCGGUCGCCGCCGGCCGCGAACAGCAGCUCCUCAAAGACGGUCCUGCAGUGCCAUCGCUCACAGCAAGGUGCUCACAUCCUCUCACGCCUGUUAAACCCAGACCCACACCUACCAAGCCCAAAGACAUGACUCCUGCGUCAAAAAUUCUUCACUCCAAGUACUAUCCGCACCCAGGAUCUUCUGCACAUGCAGACGCGCAAGCUGAAGCCGCCGCAAACGCCUAUGGCUACGGUCCAUAUGGUCCAUUUAAUGCGGGCGCUUCCGCCGCAGCGAGAGCCGAGGCUGAGGCGGAAGCUCUGGCUUCUGCUGCCGCGUUGAAGAAAGCUGAAGCAGAUGUCCUGGGUGGCGCUUCCCUGUACGGACAAACCCCGUAUGCCGGUCUCGCCGAGGCUGCCGCAGCCGCGAAAGCCCAAGCGGUGGCUUUGGGUCCCUAUUACCCCAUCGGAUCGUACGGUGCCCUCGCCGGAGCCUCUGCCGCCGCAAAGGCCAAGGCCGAAGCCGCGGUUUUAGCGGCUGCUGCCGCCGAAGCGAAAGCUGAAGCCGCAGCUCUGAACGAAGCUUCUUACGGACCGGCCUCGUACGGCGGCAUCGCGGACGCGGCCGCCGCCGCGAAAGCCAAAGCCCAGGCGGGAAGUUUCGGUACCUAUCGCGCGGUCGAAACGUCACCGUAUGGCGGUCUCGCAGGAGCUUCCGCAGCCGCAAAAGCGAAAGCCCAAGCGGCGACUUGGGGCGGCUACCGCUCUGUCCGAACGUCCCCGUACGGCGGUCUCGUUGGAUCUUCCGCAGCUGCGAAAGCGAAAGCCGAAGCAGCAGCGGUAGCAUCUGCUGCCGCAAAAGCAAAGGUCGAAGCAGCGGCGGUAGCGUCUGCUGCUUCGAAAGCGAGAGCUGAAGCGGACGCGGUGGCUUCCGCCGCUGCGAAAGCGAAAGUUGACGCGGCGGUCCUGAACAGCUAUAACCACUACGUACCAGCCUCGUACGGCGGUUUCGCAGGAAGUGCCGCCGCUGCCAGAGCCGACGCCGGCGCGGGGGCCUUUGGCCAUCUCUACGGCGGUCGGUCAGCCCAGCCCAAUGGUGCUCGAGUCAAUCUUCCGGCGCAGCCCAACGGACGACAGUCUCUGUAUGCCCCUCCGGCCAACCGCCCCGCUCCACGGCUGAUGAAACGAAGGAUGGCGAUGUUCGAGCAGCAGCAGUAUAAGCAGAGGAGACCCAGCAAAUCGAGAAAGACUCAGAGAAGGUCGGCGGCUCGCGAUCCUUCGAAGCAGAACCAAUCUAGGAAUUCGAGCUCCAAAACAGGAAGGAACAAGCAUUCCAAAGCAGAGAGCGAGCCCGUCGAGGGAGCGGACGUCUACCAGAACGGAGGAUCUGAAGGCAAGCUACCGGAACCCUAG
Molecule: messenger RNA, 2502 nt
Organism: Galendromus occidentalis (western predatory mite)
Lineage: Eukaryota; Metazoa; Arthropoda; Arachnida; Mesostigmata; Phytoseiidae
Product: proline-rich protein 36-like
Exons: 1
Coding region: 1-2502 (833 amino acids)
Source: RefSeq, a predicted model, not a curated record